Molecule: messenger RNA, 1368 nt
Organism: Plasmodium gonderi
Lineage: Eukaryota; Apicomplexa; Aconoidasida; Haemosporida; Plasmodiidae
Exons: 2
Coding region: 1-1368 (455 amino acids)
Source: RefSeq, a predicted model, not a curated record
AUGGAUAUUGAAAAUAAAUCAAAUCCAGAUGGAGUCUCCACUAAGGACUCCUCUGAAGUGUCCAAAAUAGAAGCCAUACUUGACAAAAUUCUACCGCAUAGGGACAUAAACGUAGUAACCUUAAAGAGCGUCAGAAAAGAUGUAUCCGAUUAUUUAAAUGUAAGUGAAUCGUACUUUUCAGAAAACAAAGAGAAAAAAGAAUUACUAAAAAAUAUCUUAAAGGAAAAACUCUUAAUUCUAUACAAAAAGCAGAAGGAGGAAGAAACGAUAGAUGAUAUUGAAAAUAGUGAACAUAAUGAUGAAAUGAAAAAGAGCGAAUCAAAAAAAAGUGUAAAUGCAAAAAAAACAAAAAAGCAGAAUGAGAAGAAAAAUUAUGAUAAUGAUGAAAACUACACGCAUGAAAGCAUGGAUGAUGAUACAACAAAAUCCAAACCAAAAAAUAAAAUAAAAAAAAAAAAAAAGAGAGAAUUAAAUUCAGAUGACGACAAUCAAAUGCCGAAGAAAAAGAUAAAAGGGAAAGAAAAAAAUGUUCAUAAUGACGAUGAUGAAGAAGAAGAAGGAGGAGAAGAAGGAGAAGAAGAAGAUAAUAGACAGAAUGAUAACUAUGAUGAUCUCUACGAACGUAAAGAAAGUAAUGAUGAUUCUUCAAAAAAUAAAAAAAAAAUAAAAAAAAGUGCCAGCAGUGGAAAUAAUAAUAAUAAAGAAAAAAAUAUACAUACUUUGAAAAAAGAAAAAUUAAGAAAAAUAGUAUUAGAUUUAAAAAUUGGACCAACUAUAUUUAAAGAUCUAAGCAAAGAAGAUGAAGAAGCUUAUAAUAAAAAACUAGAACAAAGAAUAAUUCAAUUCUGUGAAAAAAAACAAGUAUGUUCAGAAAGCAAUAGAUUGCCCAACCCGAAUGAAAUACAUGAGUACAGAAAAAAACUUAAGCUAAAGGAAGAAUUAGAUGGUAUUGACCCUUCGAACAUUCUGGACUCAAGCACAAGGGUUAGGAGAAGGAACCCUAAUGCCUAUGUACCACAAAGUUUUGCAGAGUUUGAUGAAGAGGAAGAUGAGGAAAAUGAUGAAGAAGUCGACAGCACGGAAGAAGAUGAAGUAGAUGAGGUGGAAGAGGAUGACGACGAUGAUGAAUACGUGGGGGGCGAUGAAGAGAACGAAGAUGCAAAAAGGGUAAAGAACACCAAAAAGAAAAAAAAAUUAAAAAAAAAGGCUAAUCUGGAGGAGGAAGAAGACGAGGAAGAAGAUGAGGAAGAAGAUGAGGAAGAAGAUGAGGAAGCAGAUGAGGAAGAAGAUGAGGAAGCAGAUGAGGAAGAAGAUGAGGAAGAAGAUGAGGAAGAAGAUGAGGAAGAAGAUGACGAUGACGAAGAAUGA